Schistocerca serialis cubense is the source of this 977-nucleotide messenger RNA. RefSeq names its product protein dpy-30 homolog. Gene Ontology annotation, cellular component: Set1C/COMPASS complex. Lineage: Eukaryota; Metazoa; Arthropoda; Insecta; Orthoptera; Acrididae. The transcript has 4 exons. The coding region runs from base 243 to 596 and encodes 117 amino acids. The record is from RefSeq and is a predicted model, not a curated record.
UUUGAAUUAAAAACUGCUCUGCUGUCAACCGAUUUCGGUUGUGAAAAACUGAGUGAUUAGAAAGAUAUUAUAGGAGCUUUGUCCUUAAGUUAUACAUUGAUAGUGGAACUUCGUCGUAUUAUACGAGAUAUACUUGCUGCCGAUGUGCUGAAACUUCAGUGUAGUAUCACAGACAGCGCGAACUAGAAAGAAUUCGUAAGGUUAAUGUUGGCACUACUACAUAAUCAAAUACAAACUUAAAAAUGUCGUCAUCGGGAGCGGAACAACCGGCAACGGAAGAAAACGUCGAACCGCAGUCCUCGGGCAGUAAUGGUGUGCCAGAAACUGCACAGGCUACAGCAGUUCGUGAAAGUGAACCACCACCUGCUCCACCAGCACCAGCAGGAGAGGCACCUACCAAGAAGUCCAGGGUAGACCUGCAGUCACUACCAACAAGACAGUACUUGGACCAGACUGUUGUGCCAAUAUUGCUUCAAGCACUGUCGACAUUAGCAAAAGAAAGGCCUCCUGAUCCAAUAAGCUUUCUGGCAGCCUACCUGCUGAAAAACAAAAGCCAUUUUGACCAAAGUGGAGCACCGCAGAACUCAAGCCAGUGAUGAAGUGCAGAGGCAUAAUAGACAUACGCACAUUUGAGUUGUGGAAUGUGAAGAUCUGUGGUUUCAUAUUUUUAUCAUAUUCGUCGGCAUUAUAUUCAAUGUAACCUCUUCCACUUUCAUUAUGAGAUACAUAGGUGGGCUAGAAAUCAUUUGUCACUUAUCUUUGUGAAAAGUGACUACCAUAUUUAUGAACUGAGCAUUAGCUACUUUGUUCAUGGUGAUUUGGGUUGGCACACUUUCAUAUUGACUGUAUUUCACAAAGAUUGUGUGUAUUAUUGUCUUCUAUGCUGUACCUAAUGAAAUAUGUAUUAUAUUACGUGUAUGUUGUAGACUGGAUUUUUAAUGUGUAAUGACACUAUAUUAAUACAUUUUAAAAACUAA